Cynoglossus semilaevis (tongue sole) is the source of this 2368-nucleotide messenger RNA. RefSeq names its product HERPUD family member 2 (gene herpud2). The transcript has 10 exons. The record is from RefSeq and is a predicted model, not a curated record. Lineage: Eukaryota; Metazoa; Chordata; Actinopteri; Pleuronectiformes; Cynoglossidae. Gene Ontology annotation, molecular function: protein binding. Gene Ontology annotation, biological process: endoplasmic reticulum unfolded protein response. The coding region runs from base 437 to 1726 and encodes 429 amino acids.
GAGGAGGAGGUUGCGCUGGGACACGGUUAGAGAAAGACGACGAUAUCGAAGAGCUGAAAACAGACGGCUUCAGAGCCGACCUCAGCGAAGCUAACAUUAGCCGAGCGGCUAACUCUCUUAUCUCGGCUUCCUGACAUUGGUUAGUGAAUAAACAGAGCUGGACUGGAUUGAGUUGCUCUCUAAAUACAAAACACAGGAGACACAAGAAGGAUUGUGAUUAUACUUGAAACGAGAAAAUAUUUGCCAGAUGAAGCAUACGUAUAUUGUAGAAGGAUAGGUCAUUCCCUGCCUGCACAGAAGGGACUGAUUGGUGUUAAUAUUCCAAGUUCACAAUGAAGGUUUGAGACAAGUGAGUUCUCAGGUGGAUCCUGAGUUGUGAUACAAAGGUCUCCUGAGCUCAGGUACAUCAGAGCUCACUGGGCGAGUAAUAUGAGCCAUGGACUCUGGGGCAAUUGAUAGUCCUGUAACCCUGGUCAUCAGGGCCCCUAACCAGAAAUAUGAAGACCAGACCAUUAACUGCUUCCUCAACUGGACAGUAGAGAGGCUGAAGAGUCACAUCUCCAGUGUGUACCCCAGUAAACCGUUGUCAAAAGAUCAGCGGCUGGUGUACUCAGGCCGGCUUCUCCAGGACCACUUGCAACUAAAGGAUGUGCUGAGAAAGCAGGAUGAUUACCACAUGAUGCACCUAGUGUGCACCUCACACAGUCCACCCAGCUCACCUGUUCCUCGGAGCCCUAGCUCCAGGUCUCCUGCUUCAGACUCCAGUAGUUCUGAUAGUGCCAGCUCCUCCUCUCCUGUUGCCACGCCAAACCAGGACAGUCAAGCAGCCUCCUCCUCUUCCUCCCCUGGGAGUCAUGACGGCUUGAGACAUCGUGGAUCUCUCCCUCCCUUCAGCCCCCCUGGUGCUCCUCAAUGGCCCGAUGGAGCUCAGGUCCCAUUACAAGGGGGCCUUCCUGCCAACAUGCCCCCCCACCCUAUGUACAUGCCCAUGCAGAUGCUGUGGUGGCAGCAGAUGUACGCACGCCAUUACUACAUGCAAUACCAAGCAGCAGUUGCCGCAUCUCAGCCUUCCGGUGCCCCUCCCCCCUCGUCCCCUUCACUCCCCCCUCAGCAGGCUGCUAGACCGAACGAGGCUGUGCAGGCCCCACCACCAUUGGGGCCUAACCCGGCCCCCAACCCUUUACCUGACAACCCACAACCCAAUGCUAACAUCCAGAUGAAUGCACAUGCUGGCGCUGUGUUGAAUGAAGAUGAGCUGAACCGCGAUUGGUUGGACUGGUUGUACACAGUGUCUCGUGCUGGCGUCCUCCUCAGCAUUGUCUACUUCUACUCCUCCUUCAGCCGAUUCAUCAUGGUGAUCGGUGCCAUGCUGCUUGUCUACCUACACCAGGCUGGUUGGUUUCCCUUCAGGCCAGAACAGCAGAACUUCAGAGAAGCGGAACGGGCUGCAGCUCCUCAGGAGGAAGCACAGAGACAUCAGGACAUACAGGAAAUGGAACGUCUAAUGGAUGAGGGAGUGGAGGAUGAAGACAGUGGUGAAGAAGGAGGUGGAGCUCCAGAGGACCAAGCCCAGGCUGAUGCUCCACCUGCUGCUGCCACUCCUUCCACUCCUGCUAAUCCUGCUCCUGCUCUUCCUGAGCCCGGCCUUCUUACCACCGCAUGGUCCUUCAUCAGCACCUUCUUCACCUCACUCAUCCCCGAGGGUCGGCCACAACCAGGCAAUUAGGCAGACCUGUUACCUCUAGGAAUCUCUCUUCUGCCAGCAGGUGUCACUCUACAGCAAUUCUUUCAUUUCACAUAUCUGCCCUGUACUAAUCCAGAAAACCAUUUUGUUGAGAAAUGGUUAGAUACUGUAUUGAUGCCAGGAGACACUACCCAAGCUUCUCGGCUGAAGACUGUCUAUGCUGCCAAACAACUGACAGAAGCAGGUAGUGUUUGAGCUGACACUAACAUGAUGAAAGACACGUGAUGAAUGUCACACUGUGAUAUACAGGAGUUCAUGCUUGUUCAUUGAGGUCUUUUGCAUUCAUUAAUCAUCAAUCAAAGGUUGGUGACGUCUGUCUUCCAUUUAAAGCAGUGAUCAAGGUUCACUUCUGAUACUUUUUAAUUCUGACAUAAAUAUAUAUAUAUAUAUAUAUAUAUAUAGAAAAAAGUCACGACUAGCCCUUACAAGAUAAGGAAAUCUAAAAAUAAUGGAAAUGACAUCUUUGGAGAUUUUUUUAUUUAUGCACCUGAAGUGCAUAUGAACGUUGUAGCUACUAAAGCACAUUGUUUUCCCUGUUAAUAUAUAUUUACACAUGUAUAGUAUAUGCAUCUGUAAUUCUUGAAGAUAUGCUUUUGGAAUAAAACAAAUACUUGUUGCAUUUGA